GCGAUUAUUGGCAAAAGGAUUCUGUGGAUUUUUUGAACCUGGUAUGAGUGACUACGGGAAGCAGUCUCACUGAUGGAACAGAACACCAAAGGAGGUCACGAGUCUCUGAAGUGGAGGGUAUCCUACUCGGUUUUAACAUCCACAUUUCCAGUGUACGGUUUUCCAAAGUGUCCUGCAGUUUUCUACCAGCUGACUCACAGGGCAAACCAUGAACCAGUCACAAGUGAUUGACUGGCGGGCAUUGAACGACAGUGGAUUGUUAUGGAAUGCAUCUGACUAUCACCUCUGCCCGUUGGGUAUCGGACACUACAACUCAGUGGACAUAUGCAUACUGGAAACAACCGUUAUUGUGCUGCUAACCUUUUUAAUAAUUACUGGUAAUCUGACGGUCAUCUUUGUUUUUCACUGUGCACCCCUACUUCACCAUUACACUACCAGUUACUUCAUCCAGACCAUGGCGUAUGCAGACUUGUUGGUGGGAGUGAGUUGUUUAGUUCCCACCCUAUCACUCCUCCAUUAUUCAACGGGAGUUCAUGAAUCAUUGACAUGUCAAGUUUUUGGAUACAUCAUUUCUGUCCUGAAAAGUGUUUCCAUGGCUUGUCUAGCCUUUAUCAGUGUGGACCGCUUUCUGGCAAUCACCAAACCCCUCUCCUACAACCAGCUAGUAACUCCGUGUAGAUUGCGUCUCUGCAUUGUCCUCAUUUGGAUCUAUUCGUGUCUGAUCUUCCUGCCAUCGUUUUUUGGUUGGGGUAAACCUGGCUAUCAUGGGGACAUCUUUCAGUGGUGUGCUGUUGAGUGGCAUACCAGUGCCUACUUUACUGGCUUCAUUGUGUGCCUGCUUUAUGCUCCAGCGGCGCUGGUUAUUUGUUUCACGUACUUUCACAUCUUCCGCAUCUGUCGGCAGCACACCAAAGAAAUUAGUGAUCGGCGAGCGCGCUUUCCUAGCCAUGAAACUGAAUCGGCUGGUGAAGCAGGACCAGGCCACAGCCCUGAUCGACGCUACGCCAUGGUUUUAUUCCGCAUCACCAGUGUUUUCUACGUGCUAUGGCUCCCGUACAUCAUUUAUUUUCUGCUGGAAAGUUGGCGUGCACUGGAAAACCCUACGCUGUCCUUCCUCACCACGUGGUUGGCUAUAAGCAAUAGUUUCUGCAACUGUGUCAUAUACAGCUUAUCCAACAGCGUUUUCCGCCUUGGCCUAAGGAGACUGUCUGAAACCAUAUGUUCUCCAUGUUUGUGUUCUAAAGACAAGCAUGAGCGGGACCCUAAACCCCGGAAACGUGCAAACUCCUGCUCGAUUUAAACACAGCAGAGAAACCGCCAAGCGUUACGGCCAUAUCUGCACAGGCCCCCGAUGCUGCUUUCUCUACAAAAGGUUUUCUUAAAACACCUCAUUUUGACUAUGAGAUUGAAUUUGUAAGAAAGACGGAAUCUAUAAACUUUGAUGAAAAGGAAGGUACAGUGGGCACGGGAUUGUGCGCGCCCCGGUUGGAAAUGAGUCAUUCAACUGAAAGGGGCAGAAUAUAUGAAAGAUGUGUUAGUUUAUGAUUAUCCAAUUAAUGUGUGUUGGUUUUUUUUCUGCCAAAAUAUCAUAUAUCGCAUAAAAAGGUCAUUCCCUGCAGCCACAGCUAAUUCGACUCAUUUCCUCUCAGUUGCGUGGAAUCCACACCGUUGUCCUUAGCAAAGCUUCUGUUAUUAAUUAGGAAACUGCUAUGUAACAACAAGCUAGAAAAAAAACUAUUUGAGAUAAUGUGAAGAUGACCAAAUUCCUGUUUCUAGGAAAAUUCUAUUUUAGUCUUGUAUUCCAUGUGAGUUUUAUAGGUGAGUAUUAUCGGAUGCCAGUGUCUGUAAGGUGAAGACGAUCGGUGCAUUCGCCUACACCAGUGUUAAUAAUAAAAAAAAGAGGGCCAAAUAUAGAUGACUGCAUUUGCUGGGGAGCCAGACCUUAUAUACUUUAUUAUAUAAUAGUCUGGGACCUAUAGGAUUUCCAGGUUGACUGGGGACCAAAAUAGAUCCUGAUAGUUGAACGACGUCGGCUUACAAGCUAAAAUGUGAGUGUUAUGUGACUGUUCAAAAGAUUCCAAGGUGUUAAUUAAGAAUUGUGCAACACUAUGUGUGUUGUCUCAUAUGAAAAUAUAUAUACAUUAAAAAAUAAUAUAUGUAUAUCAUUGGAGACAUUUGACAUUAUUUAUAAAAGAA
Messenger RNA from Spea bombifrons (plains spadefoot toad), 2196 nucleotides. It is a transcript of the gene GPR52, whose product is annotated as G protein-coupled receptor 52. Gene Ontology annotation, cellular component: membrane. Gene Ontology annotation, biological process: G protein-coupled receptor signaling pathway. Bases 209 to 1300 code for a protein of 363 amino acids. Gene Ontology annotation, molecular function: G protein-coupled receptor activity. The record is from RefSeq and is a predicted model, not a curated record. Lineage: Eukaryota; Metazoa; Chordata; Amphibia; Anura; Pelobatidae. The transcript has a single exon.